AUGGACAAGGUCCUCGUUUCGGGGUUGAAGGAGCUGCGGAAUAGGAUGAUCACAUUCAUAAAGGAACACGUCGCUCGCAAACGGUCGGGCCAUGUCGGACUGGCUGCCGACGCCUGUGACGACGACGCCGCGGAGCUCCCUUCGGCAUCCCAAGCAGUCGGUGUCGCCGACACCAGCGGAGAGGCCGGAGGCGGCGUCGACAAGGCAGAUGAAGAGGCAGGAAGGGCGGUGGCGCGGACCGCGGAUCAGGAAGAGGAAGAGGAGGAGGAGGAGGAUGGCACCGAUGAUCAGGAUGAUAACGAGGAGGAGCGUGAGGAGCGUGAGCAGGGGCAGGAGAAGGAAGAGGAGGAGGAGGAGGAGGAGGAGGAGGAGGAGGAGGAGGAGGAGGAGGAGGAGGAGGGGGAGGAGGGGGGGGGAGGAGGAGGAGGGGGAGGGGGAGGGGGAGGGGGAGGAGGCGGAGGAGGAGGAGAAGGGUGGGUGGGCGAGAUUAAGGUGGUCGGGAACGAGAGUCGAUACAUCGGCAAGUCACGCGACAAGAUGGAGCUGGCGUACCUUCACUCGAUUGUGUACCUCCUCUACGACGGUUACGUCAGCCCCAUCCUCGUGGCCGAGCUCACCGGCUUGGAGGAAACCGUGAUGAAGGAGUGGAGGUCGGUGUGGGAGGAGGUCAGGGUCUUGCCGACUGGGAUGUGGACGGUGAUAUGGGCACGGGGCGCGUUCCUCCCAAAGAUACGGUUCGAUGAGAUUCUCGGCGGGUAUCGUGCGUACAAGACAUCAGGCGAUGCGCACCACGACGCGCUCUUGCCAGCGAUCUGGUUCCCCGUCGAUGCCGAGACGAAGGAAGGGCAGGAGAAGUCGGAUGCAAUGAUGUCGGCCAUGAUAGCCCGCGUGUCCCUGUGCGCUGCAUAUGGGAAAGUCGCUGCUGCCGCGGCGAGGAAGGAGGGCGCCACGGAUGCGACGACGGCGAUGGUGGCACAGGCGCUAUCGGCCUCCGCUUGCGCCCUGUGGUGCUUAGUCGAGGGCGACGCCGCCCAGGUGGCCGAUGCUGUGCGCGAAGGGAAGGCGGCGGCGAUGGUGGUCGGUGCGAGCGAGAAGACCGCCGAUGAGUUCAAGAAGGUCAUGAAGGCGGUGCUGGAGGCCGCGAUCAGCAGGCAGCAACCCCUCGGGGAGGUUGCGCACAACGUCGCACCGUCGCUGCAGUCUACCGCUCUGGGGAGGGCCUAUCCGGGGAUGGAUGUUGAAGUCGAAGCCGAAGUGAUCGCACGAGCGAUGGUGGAGACCAUGGCGUUCUGGGGAAUGUGCCCCGUGGAUGGGCCGAAACUCAAGAAGAUCGGCAUCGCGGUGCCGCUUGACGCGCAGAUGGCCUACGAUAUCGAACACAGGGGGAGGAAGGGGCAGAGGGGCAAGCAGGGCAAGGACAGCUCGGGGAAGAAGGGGAAGAAGGGCAGAGCGGGCAAGGACAGCACGGCGGCGUAG
Molecule: messenger RNA, 1476 nt
Organism: Closterium sp. Naga37s-1
Lineage: Eukaryota; Viridiplantae; Streptophyta; Zygnematophyceae; Desmidiales; Closteriaceae
Source: the annotation of a GenBank genome assembly